Molecule: messenger RNA, 3487 nt
Organism: Corythoichthys intestinalis (scribbled pipefish)
Lineage: Eukaryota; Metazoa; Chordata; Actinopteri; Syngnathiformes; Syngnathidae
Gene: c1ql4b
Product: complement component 1, q subcomponent-like 4b
Exons: 3
Coding region: 961-1680 (239 amino acids)
Molecular function (GO): protein binding
Source: RefSeq, a predicted model, not a curated record
UGAUGGAGGAGAAGGAAGGUGCGAGGGAAGAAGGGAGGGAGUCGUAGUCGGACGCUGAAGAGAAAGAGGAGAGCGGAAGGAGCCAAAUACAACAAGUGAGGAAACUGUUGCUCCGGACGAGAGAUCGCGCUGCUGCUGUCCAAGUCUCCUCAACUUCACUUGUGAGAAUAAGAAGCAGUCGCUCCGUGCUACUUGCUGUUAGAAAAGUGACACUCGUGGUCACUUCUCCGUCUUUCUAUUUGUUCUUAUUAUUUUUUAAUAGUUAAUAGUGCCUCGCCGUAACUUCAGCCGGAGCACUCGUUGUUUGAGGCAUUUUAUUCCAGCGCACCGAGGAAACAAACCAACAAACUGAACGAUCGUAAAGAUGGUCCGCGCUGUGAUGUUGAAAACGGCUUUGAAACAAACACUUUCACAAGUGCUGCAUCGUCACACAGAAUCUGGGCGUUAAUGAGCAGUGCGAGAUUCUUUCAACACAACGGUGACAUCCUGUCAAGUUAAAAAAAAAAAAAAAACAAUUUAGGUGGAAUAAACGAGCACAAAUUGUUCCGUUUCCAGCGGACAGCCGAGUGAGCGCCAUUUCGUAAAUGCGGUGGGUGAGAUGAACUCCAGUGGGAAUACUGUCGACCCCACCUGACAGCUCUCUGCUUCACCACACCAGAGCGUUGUGGCCUGAAACAAAACGUCAACAAUUAAGGAAGUCUUUCCUGUGCGGAGGUUGAGUGUGCUUAUAUUAUCCUGAGAAAGAUUGAACGUAAAUGUACUGACGGGGCAAACGUUCGCUUCGAUAUACCAGUCCUGCAUACGACUCACACGUCCAAAAUUCCUUCGGUGACAUUCCACCCAGAGUUCAGCCUGGCCGGCACAACCAUUCCGGUCAAGGGGGAGGAGGACUUCCUCACGCUGGCUGCCUCCCGCCUCAGCCGCAAGAAACGCGUGAUCGGGGCUGGAGUCGGCGUGGCCAUGGUCCUGGUCCUGCUGGUGGCCAUCCCCCUAUUGGUCCACACCACCAAAGGGGGCGCUUCCGGAGGAGGGGGCACACAUUAUGAGAUGCUGGGGAGUUGCAAGAUGGUGUGCGACACGUUCACCCCCCCUCAAGGAGAGCUGACGGGUUCCUCCCCUCAGCCCCCAGACUUGGCCAACCGUCGAGGCAAACAGGGUUUUAGAGGAAACCCGGGACUUCCGGGUCCCCCGGGCCCUAAAGGUCCCCCCGGAGAACCCGGGAAGCCCGGCCCACCCGGGCCGCCGGGGCCUGGGCCGGGUGGCUACGGCCCUUCCUUGUACACUCCCAAAAUCGCCUUCUAUGCCGGCCUGCGGAAGCAACACGAAGGGAGUGAGGUACUGAAGUUUGAUGACGUGGUGACCAACGUGGGGAACUACUACGAGCCCAGUACGGGCAAGUUCACCUGCCCUCUGCCCGGCAUCUAUUACUUUACCUACCAUGUCCUGAUGAGAGGAGGAGAUGGGACAAGCAUGUGGGCUGACCUCAAAAAGAACGGGCAGGUGAGGGCCAGUGCCAUCGCCCAGGAUGCAGACCAGAAUUACGACUACGCCUCGAAUAGCGUCAUCCUGCACCUGGACGUGGGAGAUGAAGUGUGCGUGCAGCUGGAUGGCGGCAAAGUUCACGGCGGGAACACCAACAAAUACAGCACCUUCUCCGGAUUCCUCAUCUACCCUGACUGACACGCUACCAUCCUUAAUCCCUCUCUGCAUCUAACAGGCUCAGAUUUCAUCAUGCAAACUUUGAAAAAAAAAAAAAAAUCUAUUUAAAGAAUAUAAAAUUGUAUUUUCAUCAGUUUUACCUCAGACAAUAGUUGUAAUUCCAUAACAUGAACAGUGUCUCAUUACUGGAAUUAAUUGAAUGGAGAUUAGAUAUCAACUCAUCAUGUGAUUUUAGCAGGAUCUGGCCUCCUCAUGCUAAUACAUCUUUAGAAAGGAGAUCAGAUUGAAAAAAAAGCCUAGAUGAUAGCUGAUGAUGCAUUUGACUCAGUUGCGGAAAAAAAUAAGUGUGUAUGUGUUGUAUGUGUCAUUACCAUUCUACAUUGAAGUUUUCGUUUGACCUACGCUGUUGAAUGUCACAUUUUUACCCAGAGACUUUUGACAGGGGAAUGAAAAGUGAUAAAUAAUUCAACAUGAAAUAUUUGGGUUUUGAACGUGCUGGUUUUCAAAAUAUGCUCCGACUGCAUUAACAUCAAGGCAAAAUUACAUGUUUUGGUGUAAAAUAUAAAAAACUUAAUAUGAUACAUCAUGUCUGUUUAUUAUUUCGCAUUUGACAUCCUGCCACAGUAAAUAUAACGGAACAAAAUGGUACAAUAGAUAUCAUUUGCAAUGGUAAAUGGACUGAAAAAAACAAACGCGCACAAAAAAAAAUCCAGUUUAUAUCAGUUGUUGUGGUGAAUUUGUAUCUUAAGUGUGUAAAAAGUUUGCGUGCCUUCUUCACAAUUUUAGCAAGAUGGCAAACUUUUAAAGAGAGUUAACACGACCUUAGAUCUGAAAAGAGGUCCGUGUCGUAUAUUAAAGUUUCAUAAGAAAACCAGUACAAACAGAACAUUCAAGGAAAAUCUAGUGUUUAUUGUAGUUGUCCUACUGUAGCUUUGAACAAAAUUUAUGUUACUUUGCGUAAUACUAAGCUCAGAGUGGUAUCGGUCACGGUAUAGCAGCAUUUUACCUUUUCAUUAAAAUCAAGCGAUGUGAAAACCUGACUACCUAAUUCAUUUAUUUUAUUGGUGAAUGUACUUCUGUGAAGGUGAUUUUUAAAUGCAGGUGACCAAUGUUGACAUAUUGCGAGCAUACACAAGGGUUUCUGUGCCUUAAGCGCCCUGUUUCCCUUUCAUUUUCCAUGCAUGAGACUGUUUCAUUUCUCAAACCCAAGCUGUGCGGACAGAGAAGCUAAUCCACAGCAAUCUGACAGGGAUUUUCCACGGUGCAGUCCGUGCCAUUGAUGUUGAGACACUUACCAGGGACUGUGGAUCUUUGAAUCUAUACUGUAUAUGGAUAGAAUUUACAUUAUGUAAACAAGAAGGGGAAUGGAGGAUCUGUCUAUGUGGUAGCAAAACAAGAAAAGCAUGUCAUUGAAAUUUUGCAUUAAUUAAUAUAAUAUGCCAAUGUACCUAAAUGAUUAUAUGUAACUAUUAAAAACAAAGUAUAAUUGAAACAUGCAUUAUAGCACAUCACUUACUGUAUGCCAGAGACUUUUCGGCCCCUGUGAGUGACGUUUGAUAGCGUGACUGUGGAUGUGGAUCUGUUCUGAUGAAAGUCACCACUGCGUUGAUGUGAGAUGGUGACAUUCUUCUACAAUGCCAUUCUCCACCCAACUGUGUCCUUUGCCGCUGUCAUCUUAGUGUGCACUCAUCGCUGUCACUGUACUUUGUAAGCUUGGUUGUUUGUGUGGCAUUCUCAACACUUGAACGACAUGGAACACAAUAAAAAAAACAUCUGAACUGCUGUUUUUCUUCUUUGCUUAUCCAAAUAAAUUAGAUAACAACACCAA